ACAGCACCCAACAAUAAACAAUAAAUGGCAAGCAGUGACAUUACCGGUUCUGCAUGUGCUUAACUUGGUAGCAAAUUGUAUCGUUUAAAAGUUCAGUAUAAACGUUGGCCACGAUCACGAUAGUAUUUCUGUCAUUGUUGCUGAUCAUCAUAAUCUAAAUUAAGCAAUUCCGAAAAAGAUAAGUAUGAUGAUAUUUGACCCAAAAAUUUUAGGCGUAUUUAGACAACUCUAUGCAACAAUUGCUGUAAAUCUCGGAGUAUUCGGACUCGGAACUGUUAUCGCAUGGACGUCACCUGGACUUUCCUCCCUUUCUCAAGAUUUUGAAUUGUCUUCCGUAUCAAUAUCAUGGAUUACGUCAAUUGUAAAUAUUGGCGGGCUGAUAUCCUGCCUAAGUGCAGGCUUCGUCAUGGACAAGCUGGGACGAAAACUUUCCGCCACGUUGGCCACCAUUCCCACUCUGAUUGGUUGGUUAGUGCUAAUAUUUUCCCGCGAUGUUUGGAUGCUCUACGUCUCCCGGUUUAUUUUGGGGUAUGCGACCUCAUUCUAUGGCGUUGUUGGACCAGUUUUAGUUGGUGAAAUAUCAGAACCUAAAAUUCGAGGGAUUUUAUCAAAUAUGUACGGAAUAUUCCUAACUUCCGGAAUGCUGUUCAGUUAUGCCAUCGGAAGCUUUGUAGACUGGAAAUUGCUUUCCAUCAUAUCCGCCAUCAUUCCAGUGUUACAAUUUGUCUUGCUAAUGUUUAUUUCGGAAUCCCCGCGACAUCUAAUUCACACGGGGAAAAGAGAGAAAGCAGUCGAGUGUCUGGCCUGGUACAGGGGCACAACGAGACUGGAGGAUGUGCAGAUCGAACUGAAAUCGAUUCCUGAAGAGACUUCGAAACCUGAAAAUUCUGUCAAUUCUGACCUUCAACCAAUCUCAAUAAUCCACCGUGCCAAUGUAAUCCCGCUUCUACUUUGUGUCGGACUAGUCUUCAUAGAGCAACUGUCCGGAUUUGCUGUGAUAGUUUCAUUUACCGCAGACAUUUUUAAAUCUGCUGGUCAUACCGCGAACGGAAAUACGUUGGCAAUAAUAUUUGGCGGGUUUCAACUCCUCGCUACAGCCCUUUCCUGCCUUCUAAUCGACAAGACUGGUCGUCGUCCUCUCCUCUUGAUGGGUGAAGUUGGGAUGGCAAUUUCACUAGGUUUCUUGGGCACAUACUUUUACUUUUAUGAGAAAGAAGGGACUGUUUUACUCUCAUCGUGGGCACCUGUGAUAUGUUUGGUCGUUUACAUUGUCAUGUUCAGUGUUGGAAUUGGACCAAUAUCGACAACGCUGAUGGGGGAAAUAUUGCCACAAAGUAUUCGAGGAGUUGGAUCAGCCAUUUGCACGGCAGCUUUGAGAGGUUCCGCAUUCACGAUAACGUUUGCAUUCGACGGGGUCAAGGAGGAGGUGGGAAGUUUUGGUGUAUUUUGGACAUUUACUUGCGUCUGCAUUAUUGGAGUUAUUUCUGUGUAUUUCUGGGUGCCCGAAACCAAAGGGAAGAGUUUAGAGGAUAUUAACAGUAUGUUUGUAAAAGUUUAGUGUUGUGAUGAGUUUAUACGAAAAAAUUUAGUUUAGUAUGUUACAUAUGUACGUAAAUGUUCGUUAAAUAGGUGCAUGACAAAGAUAUGUGCAUACAUAUGCAUGCAUGAAUUCUUUGCACAAUUUUAUAAAACUUUUUAAAAUGCUUUUCGUCUGCGUCUUAUUACUGCAAAUAUUUACAUAUUUAUACACUUUUAUAAUAACAUGAUAUCCAUAAGUCACAAGACAAGAAAUAUAAUGUUAAAAUUUAAAUACGAAUUUUGAACCAAAAAACCUGAAGUCUAGAAAUCUUGUGAUAUUUCUUUGUUCAAGGCUCAAGGGCUUACUCGAACGCUAUUUCUAUGUUUCAAGUAGCCUAAAUAUAAAUAUGAAUACCUACUUUAUAAUUACUUUUUUGUGAUAUUUAUCAUUACUCAUAAUAAAUAAAUAACAUUAUGAUAAAUAUACAUAAUUCCGUGUUUAUUCAUAUGUUUUUUUCUGAUGUUAAUCAUAUUAUAUUUAAUCAGGGGCUUCUGAAAGUACGCUACAGAUAAACUAAUCUCAUUGUUUAUUUUUUGACAUAAUAUUUUGUAAUUACUGCAGCGUCGCAAUCGCAUAAUAAACAAUUCAGUCAAUUUACCUCACUAACAGUACAUACAUAAAUAAAUAUGUGCAAUAUGUAUACAUAUAGUGUUCAAUGUUCAUGCUCUUUCUCUGCAUAAUGCAUACGUGUCUAAUCUCACUGUUGAAAACGUGUCCAUAACAUUUUGUGUCUGGACUCGAUACAUUAUUACACAACUUGUUCCCAUCCUGGGUUCGUCACGUUACGUGAUUCACGUACUACUACAAAAUUCGAAGGCUGUACAUAAAGGAUACCACCGGCUUCAAUAAAGACCUUUUGGUCACAAUAACCUACAAUUUCCUACCUACUCUAACUGACUGAAUCCCUUAGAAAAUAUACCACAAGAUAAGACAAAAAUUGGCAAAAAUCUGCAAUGUUCAUUUCGUGUAGCCCCCAAAGUCCAGUAUUUCCAAGGGUGAUUCCAGCGCAUAACAAUAUCCAGUAGACUGCAUUAGGGACUGUUCAAUUAUAACGAGGAUAUUUUCGUAGGAAUUAGUGGAUAGGUGAAUAUGCAGGUUUCCAGCAUAUUUAACCUUGUAAUUUGGGUUUAUCAAUUUUUCAUGCGUAAUUUUAAAUCGGGAUAUUUUUGAUGCCGUAACAAAUGAACGUGUUAAACCAGAGCCACUUUUUUCUCCAGAUUGGUUUACGUGCCGUAUAAAAUACAACCAACUGUCAUUUCUUCACUGCCUUUAAACUCGUCUGCUUCUCCAUAGCAACUAUAACUUAGAAACAAGACUCGUACAUUUUUAUAAUUACAUAUUUUAACUUUCCAAUUAAAAAAUGGUAAAGUUACCAUGUCCCGUGUCCUUGCAAAAUGCGACCAGAAGUAUUGCAGUCAUUCAUGGCACGCUGGUACUCAUAACUGCAGGCUACUUCAUGUACACUCUGGGUGGUUUAAUAAACUCCAAAGAAGUUAGCCAUGUCCACUCUGCGAAAGGCUUGGUUUCCACAUUUAACGAAUAUUACGCCAAGUUGGGACUCGCCAAGCCAAAAUCUGUCGCCAAAAUGGGAGAGAAAGUGGCAAAAAUUUCCCUCGGAAAGGACAGCACUGCCGAUAAAAUUCUAGAUACUGGCUCAAAAGUGGAAUUCUACAGCUCAAAAUAUGUCGAUGAUCUCAAGGUUCAGCAAGAAAUUGCACUUUUACUCUUGGCCCUCAUUAUUCUUCUGCUCAUUUUCUUACUCGACGUGGAACUAUUUCAGGGAGCUAACGAGAAAACCUAUGCGCGGAUUAAUACCUGGUACCGGACCAUGUUUACCCUAGCCAUCACUGGCCUCACGGUCGCCGUUCCGGUCGUGGUGGCUGCGGUCGAUUAUGAAUUCACGUGGAAAUUUUACGCGGUAGGCGCCACAAAAGUGCUAGCCUUCGGAUACGUCCUCUGCAUCGUGAACUCGUUUAAAGAGCAAAUUAAGAGUGGAGGGGGAGGAGGUCGAGCAUCCACUGGUGGGGGUGGAAUGAAGACGAGAAGUUCCGUCAAGAAAUCUGAAUAAUGAUCAAUUCCAUGUUUGAGCAUUAAAAUUAACAACUUUGUUGUGCACUGUUUAUAAAAUUAUUUUCCAUUUUUUUAUAAAAUUAAUAGACAUCGAGUGAUAUUUUAAAUCGUUGUGCUAGUUAAUUUUAAAAGUGUGGAUCAUUUAUGCAGUUUAUUUUUAUAAAUAGUUACAAAUUACUCAGUUAGGAGUCCUAACUUAGGACAAACAAUAUGCAGACCUUAUUGCAGUUAUACAUACUUAUAUUGUUUGUUCGUUUAACGAUUUCAUAACUUAUGACUCAUAAAUAAGCACUGUCAACUGUACAUUCCAUUCACAGAAAAUAAAUAUAUGCAUAUAUGUAAA
Messenger RNA from Folsomia candida, 3992 nucleotides. RefSeq names its product facilitated trehalose transporter Tret1. Bases 185 to 1558 code for a protein of 457 amino acids. NCBI's taxonomy places the organism in Eukaryota, Metazoa, Arthropoda, Collembola, Entomobryomorpha, Isotomidae. Gene Ontology annotation, cellular component: membrane. Gene Ontology annotation, molecular function: transmembrane transporter activity. The record is from RefSeq and is a predicted model, not a curated record. The transcript is spliced from 10 exons. Gene Ontology annotation, biological process: transmembrane transport.